Messenger RNA from Rotaria sordida, 414 nucleotides. Lineage: Eukaryota; Metazoa; Rotifera; Eurotatoria; Philodinida; Philodinidae. The record is from the annotation of a GenBank genome assembly.
AUGAAUAAAUUUGAUUUAAAAUCAAAAUUAUUCUAUUUAAUCAAUGUAGAAAUUCAAUUACAUAAAAUCUUACAAUCAAAUAUACCAUUUACUGUUGUAUCAGCUGAUCUUGAAUGGUUUGGACCACCGAUUUCACAUGAAAUAAUUCAAAUAUUUCUUGAAUUUUGUGGAACAUCUCAAAUUUGGGUUGAUUUUUUUGAUCGUUUUCUCAAACAACCAAUUUAUUAUAAAUCUAAUGAACAUAUUCGUCAACGUGGUGUACCAAUUUCACAUUCACUUUCUUAUCUAUUUGCUGAAUUACUUCUAUUCGGUCUAGAUCUUUAUAUAUAUCAAAAUACUGAUAUAUUUAUUUAUCGUCUUCAUGAUGAUAUGUGGUUUUUUAAUUCUCAAUCAACUAAAAUUGAACAAGCUUGA